CUCAAUGUCAGCUGUGUGGAAUGUGACCCUCCCUCGUUCCCUCUGAGGCUCCCGGGUGCAGUCACCAGCUGUUUCUCCCAUGUUUCCCAGACAUCUUUCCUCCUGGUCUGCUGUUGGAUCGGUGACACUAGUGUAAGAUGUCUUCUACUCCGGAGCUACAACCCCUCCUCUACACCACACCGCCCUACUUUGAGCCAGCCACUUCAUCAGUCCCAGGUCUGGCGCUCAAUAGCACCUCUUGCGAGGAGUGGGAGCAGACUCACCACCUCCUUUUCCAUCUGGGGAGCCUGUCCUUACUAUUGGGUCUGGUCAUCCCCACCACCCUUGCCCUGCAUAUGAUCCUGUUGCGCCUCCUCUUGAUGACAGGAUGUACUCUCUUCAUUGUGUGGGCGACGCUGUACAGGUGCAACCUGGAUGUGAUGGUUUGGAAUGUGGUAUUUCUGGUGGUCAACUUCAUGCACCUGUUCUUCCUCCUGUACAAGCGGAGACCGAUUAAGAUCGACAGGGAGUUGCAGUCUGUCUACAAGCGAAUGUUUGAGCCGCUCCAUGUGCAGGAGGCUCUUUUUCAGAGGCUCACAGGGCAGUUCUGCACCAUCCAGACACUAAAGAAGGGCCAGGUCUACGCUGCCGAGGAGAAAACAUCAGUGGACGAACGACUCAGCAUUCUCCUCAAAGGAAAGAUGAAAGUAUCAUAUCGAGGUCAUUUUCUUCACAACAUAUAUACCAAUUCCUUCAUUGACUCUCCAGAGUUCAGGUCCACUGAAAUGCACAGAGGAGAUAAGUUUCAGGUGACCAUCAUGGCAGAGGAGAACUGCAAAUUCCUUUGUUGGUCUCGAGAGAGGCUCACCUACUUCCUGGAGUCGGAUACUUUCCUAAAUGAGGUAUUCAGAUACCUCAUUGGCAAAGACAUUACCAACAAACUGUACUCUCUGAAUGAUCCCACACUCAGUGACAAGGCUGUAAAAAAAAUGGACCAUCAGCCUAGCCUAUGCUCUCAACUGUCUAUGAUGCAAAUGAGGAACAGCAUGGCGAGCAACAGCGACACUGAUGAUGUCCUUAACCAGAUCCUACGAGGAGGUUCUGCUGGAUCAUCACUCCAAAAAUCCCCGGGAACCAAGACCUCCUCAAAGAUGAAACCCAUAGAAGAAGGCAUGGAAGAUGAUGUUUUUGAAGAAACUCCUUCUCGCCGUGUGCCAAGUACUUCUACUGAAGAAGUGUAGUGAGCAGGGGAAGAAUCGUAUGCACUAGUUGUUCAUAUGCAACAACUAGAAUCUGAAAGAUAUACUUGAAAUGCCAACACGUGGUAAUCCAUGUGUUUAAGCAAAUGGAUAUCCACCUCAUAUCAACUAAUGCCAGUUGAGGAAUAUCAAAAAUAUGUUUGUGGUCAAUGCAAAACAACACAUAGUUUGCCUACCAGAGAGCAGUGGAAAAUACAUUAUUACCCUGUAAAUUCUUAUUGGAAGUCACUAGAAAAAGAAAAUCAUAGAAAAUGCCACAUGUUAAACCUCCACUCCACUGUUCUUUAGCUAUGUUAGGAGCUGUUUUGGGAAACAUGCCCAGUAUUAUGGCUCCAGGAGACCUGGCUAUCCUACAGAACUGCCAUGCCCCCCCAUGAAGAUAGUAGCUUACUUGCUUGAUAUUGUGCUUGAGCCACUAUAAAACCCAAAAGAGCUAUACUGAGAGAGUAAAUUAUUUUAAAUUCAUGAACAAUGGAAACUGUCCAAAUUUGACAGGGGAUGCACACAUCUGUUAUCACGUACCUAACUCUCUCUCCCCCUUUCUAGUUGACUCCAGAAAGACAAUUUUAGAAUAGCAUAGGAAACCUUAUCUGCCUGUCAAUCACUGCCUUUCCUUGAUUUAAAUGGUAAAGGCUAUUGCUGUGGAUUUGGCUCCAAAUAGUUGUCAAAUAUACAUAUUGAGGAAAAUGUCUUGAUACUGUUUAUUACAACUUCGAUAGAAUUAUAUUUUGGACUCAAAUGUACAACCCAUAAAAUAUAUGUAACAAGUUUUCUAAUCCA
Molecule: messenger RNA, 2018 nt
Organism: Pungitius pungitius (ninespine stickleback)
Lineage: Eukaryota; Metazoa; Chordata; Actinopteri; Perciformes; Gasterosteidae
Gene: popdc1
Product: blood vessel epicardial substance
Exons: 8
Coding region: 138-1220 (360 amino acids)
Biological process (GO): skeletal muscle tissue development; regulation of membrane potential; striated muscle cell differentiation
Cellular component (GO): sarcolemma
Molecular function (GO): cAMP binding
Source: RefSeq, a predicted model, not a curated record